Adineta ricciae is the source of this 921-nucleotide messenger RNA. Lineage: Eukaryota; Metazoa; Rotifera; Eurotatoria; Adinetida; Adinetidae. The record is from the annotation of a GenBank genome assembly.
AUGGCAACUAGCGAAGAGCUCGCUUGGUCUCGAAUUGAGACGAUGAAUACUCCACCACAAGGCCGUAGCGGACACAGUGCUGUCGUUUAUGGAAAGUGCAUGUACAUCUUUGGUGGUUUAGGCGAAUUUCGCUUUAAUGAUUUAUUUAAAUUUGAUUUUGAAUCAUGCACAUGGACACAAAUUCUACCGAUCGAUGAAUCUAAAGUACCCUCGAAACGAUGUAAACAUAGUGCUUGCAUCUAUCAAGACAUGAUGUAUAUUUUCGGUGGUUGGGACUCUUCAGGUAAACUAAAUGAUAUGUAUCGAUAUCGAUUCGAUCGUAACGAAUGGGAGCAAGUGCAGUGUGCCAAUCCACCCAGUGCUCGUAGCGCACAUUCGGUAGCUAUUUAUCAAAAUUAUAUGUAUCUGUUCGGUGGAAUUGGCGAUAACAAGUUUAAUGAUAUGUAUCGCUAUUCAUUCAAAACCAAUCAAUGGACCAUGGUGAAUCAACGUCGUCCGCCACCACGGCGAAGUUCAUAUGGCGGCGCUCAUGUUUACAACGAUCGUUUGUAUGUUGUUUGUGGCUUAGGCUGUGGAAAGUUUAAUGACUGUCAUUCAUUUGAUUUCCGAACAUCGGAAUGGGCCGAAGAAAAAUAUAGUGAUGAUUCACGAGUUAUUCCAGCAAAACGCGGUCGGCAUACCUGCGUUUUAGCAGGCCAAAAUCUUUACAUGUUCGGUGGUUAUGUCGGAAUACAAAGAAGUAACGAACUAUUCGUUCUUAAUCUUCAAGCUAAUCAAUGGAAACAAUUAAAACUCAAGCCUAAUGUUCCUGCACCACGUGAAGGACAUAGUGCUGUUUUGUGCGAUGGGAAAAUGUGGAUAUUUGGUGGUUGGCAUGACAACGGAUGGUACAACGAUGUGCAUACGCUCGGACCUCUCUGA